ACACUUAACAGUUCACACUCGACACUCCUACUUGUUGUAAGCCACUAGCACAUAUUAUCACUUCAUAAAUCACACUCAUUACUCCCACUUUCACUUUCAUCAUAAUAUCUGUUGUUCUGUAUAUUUCUCACUUCACACUUAAGAUCUGCUCCAAUCACCAUUGAUAAAGCCUCUGCAUUUUCAGAGUAUUGAGAGUCCAGCUUGCCAUCAUGACCCCUAAACAUGGUGGUAGAUCCCGAGGCUCUAUGUCAAUAUUUAUUGUGCUCGGACUUUGCUGUUUCUGUUACUUACUUGGAUCUUGGCAAAAGAGUGGCUUUGGAAAGGGGGAUAGUAUAGCCAUGAGAGUGUCGAAGGUUGCCGAGUUGGCAGAUUGUGAUGUAAAGACGGAUUUGGAUUUUGAGCCUCACCACAAGUUUGUUGGGACUUUUGAAUCUCGUGAGGUGAUUGUUAAGAAGUAUAAGGCAUGUGAUGUCAAAUAUAAAGAUUAUACCCCUUGCCAGGAACAGGACCGAGCAAUGAAAUUCCCGAGGGAAAAUAUGAUCUACAGAGAGAGACAUUGCCCACCGCAAGAGGAAAAGUUGCGGUGUCUUAUUCCAGCUCCUGUAGGAUACACAACACCGUUCCCAUGGCCAAAAAGUCGAGAUUAUGCAUACUAUGCUAAUGUGCCUUAUAAGCAUCUGACUGUUGAGAAGGCUGGCCAACACUGGGUAGAAUAUGAAGGCAAUGUGCUCAAGUUUCCAGGUGGUGGGACUAUGUUUCCUCAAGGUGCUGAUGCUUAUAUUGAUGAGCUUGCCAGUGUGAUACCAAUUAAGGAUGGUACCAUUAGAACAGCUAUAGAUACUGGCUGUGGGGUUGCAAGCUGGGGUGCAUAUAUGCUGAAGAGAAAUGUAUUGGCAAUGUCAUUUGCACCACGAGACAAUCACGAAGCUCAAGUGCAGUUUGCAUUGGAGAGAGGAGUACCAGCAGUAAUUGGUGUGCUUGGAAGUAUAAGUCUUCCAUAUCCAUCAAGGGCCUUUGAUAUGGCUCAAUGUUCCAGAUGUUUAAUACCAUGGGGUACAGAUGAUGGAACUUCUCUGAUGGAAGUAGACCGUGUUCUAAGACCUGGUGGUUAUUGGGUUUUGUCUGGUCCUCCAUACAACUGGAAGACAUAUCAUAAAGUAUGGAAGCGGACACCGGAGGACUGCAAAGCGGAGCAGAGAAAAAUUGAAGAGCGGGCAGAGCAACUAUGCUGGGAGAAGAAGUAUGAGAAGGGAGAUAUUGCUAUAUUUAGAAAAAAGAUCAAUGCUGAAUCCUGCAAAAGGAAGCCACAGAACUUUUGUGAGACACAAGAUCCUGAUGACGUCUGGUAUAAGAAAAUGGAAACUUGUGUGACACCUUUCCCUGAGGUUUCUAGCUCAAGUGAGGUAGCUGGCGGAAAAUUGGAGAAGUUCCCCGCCAGGCUUUUUGCAACACCUCCCCGAAUUGCCAAGGGUUUAGUUACAGGGGUCACUGAGGAAUCAUAUCAGGAAGACAAUGCUAAGUGGAAGAAGCAUGUCAAAGCUUACAAAAGCCUCAAUAGAUUGGUUGGAUCAGCCAGGUACCGCAACAUAAUGGACAUGAAUGCAGGCCUUGGUGGCUUUGCUGCAGCAAUUGACUCGCCCAAAGUAUGGGUGAUGAACGUUGUGCCUAAUAUUGCCGACAACACUUUAGGGGCAAUAUAUGAAAGAGGUCUUAUUGGCAUAUAUCAUGACUGGUGUGAAGGAUUCUCUACAUACCCAAGGACGUAUGAUCUAAUUCAUGCUAAUCAUCUGUUCAGCAUGUACCAAGAUAAGUGUGAGUAUGAAGACAUACUUCUGGAAAUGGACAGGAUCCUACGUCCAGAAGGUGUCGUCAUCUUCAGAGAUGCAGUUGAUCCUCUAAUUAAGGUUAAGCAAAUAGCUCGGGGAAUGCGGUGGGAUCUGAAGUUGGUUGACCAUGAAGAUGGGCCUUUUGUUCCUGAGAAGAUACUUAUAGCGGUUAAACAGUAUUGGGUUGCGGGUGAAAUGAAUAGUACAUCGAGCAACCGGUGAUCCUUGAAAAGAACCAAAUGAUAACAUCCGGAUUACAGAGGCCAUCGAGGGAGAACAAGAAAAGGUGAUGAAGAUGUUGAGUUCUUAGUCACUGACAAAGAUGAAGGUGAAAGUUAAGGUAUUUUUGUUAAAUUAUUUGAAGUUAUAGGUUAAUCCACUAUCCUAUAGGUGAAAUUAGUAUUCUAGGUGGAGAAGUUGUAUUUUUGUGGGAAAGGCAUGGUUGUAAAGAGUAUGUAUGACCUUAACAUUAUGUGAGAUCUUAUUCUUACAUAUUAUCAGGUUGGAGAAAUGCAAAAAUCCACUUGAAAUACAACAUUGAUUUAACAAUGUGAGAUACAAUUGGAAAAUGAUAGUGCCACAAUAAUUUGUUUUUUUGGCCAUGAUAUUGCAUAAUUGUAUGAGCCCACUAA
Messenger RNA from Beta vulgaris subsp. vulgaris (sugar beet), 2458 nucleotides. Its product is annotated as probable methyltransferase PMT14. Gene Ontology annotation, molecular function: methyltransferase activity. Gene Ontology annotation, cellular component: endosome; trans-Golgi network; cytoplasm. Lineage: Eukaryota; Viridiplantae; Streptophyta; Magnoliopsida; Caryophyllales; Amaranthaceae. The coding region runs from base 210 to 2048 and encodes 612 amino acids. The transcript is spliced from 7 exons. The record is from RefSeq and is a predicted model, not a curated record.